CCCGGAAGGACUUAGUGUGUGUUUUUCUGUUCGACACAAACACGUGGGGGGAAGUUAUCGUGUGACACAGUUCACCAACAUGGCUGAGUGCAAUGUGGACGAGCUGUUAGCCAAAGCGCAACAGGACGAGGCGGAGAAGCUGCGGAGUAUUACCGUCCACAAGGAGCUGGAUCUGGAGUUCGACGUCGGGAACCUACUGGCUAUCGACAACAACCGCAUCGAAACGCGUGACUUUAAGGGGCAGAAUAAGGAGGAGUUCCUACGGUCGUUAGCUCGAGACAACACACAACUCCUGAUCAACGAGAUCUGGAAGCUCCCCACGGAGAGAGUAGAGGAGGUGAUCGUGGCCAAACUACCGGAGCCGACGACACUGCUGCCCAGAGAGAAACGUCCACCUAAGGCCAAACCUGCGACCAAAUGGGAGCAAUUCGCCAAACUGAAGGGUAUCCAGAAGAAGAAGAAGACAAACCUGGUGUGGGAUGAAAAUGCCAAGGAAUGGAGGAGGCGCUGGGGGUACAAGAGAGUAAAGGAUGACACCAAAGAGUGGCUGAUCGAAGUACCGGAGAACGCCGAUCCAAACGAGGACCAGUUCGCCAAACGCGUCACAGCCAAGAAGGAGAGAGUGGCCAAGAAUGAGCUGAACCGGCUGAGGAACAUCGCCAGGUCGCAGAAGGGCAAAGUUCCUGGUGUGGGUCUGACCCCCACAGCUCAGCAGUCCAAAGACGACCUGGGCAGAGCCGUGACUGUGGCCAAGACCUCCACGGCCUCCAUGGGGAGGUUCCAGGACCGGCUGCCUAAGGAGAAACCAGCUAAGAACAUGGGCAAGAAGAGGAAGUUCGAGCCCCUCAUCGGUGACUUCUCCAACGAGAGGCAGAAGCAGCUGGAGCUCCUGAAAGUCCUGGGCAACAAAACGCCCAAACUGGACAUCACCAAGGCUGUGAACAAACAGAUGAGGGAGGAGGACAGGGAGGAGGCAGCCGCCAAAUACAGGAAAGGAGCAGGGAAGAAAGGACGCAAGGGCAACAAUAUGUCAGGGAAGGGCAAAGGGAAGGGUGGGAAAGGUAAAGGAGUUAAGGGCAAAGGUGGUAAACCAGGAGGAGGAGGAGGAGGAGGGGGAGGAGGAAAGAAGAGGUCAAAAGCUGGGAAGCACUAAGGACUUUGUUGAACUCUGGUUAAAAUUUCACCAUAUAAUAAAAACACAGAUUCACCCUUUUGAUAAUGUCAUCAGCAUCGUUGUUCAGAAUGUUGUCGUGUCAAUUACCUAUAUUAUGGACUUCUGAUCAAUAUAAUAAUAAUCUGUGUGUGGUUCCAUAUCACUAGGACAGAUUUAAAGUUGUAUUGUGAGUUAUUUUUACAUUAAAAUGUCUCAGCAACACGGGCCUGUCGUCAGAGCCGUUUCUCAAACCAGACCUUUAUGACCUUGGCUCAGAACUGUGAAAAAGUUAAUUUAAAAAAAAAAAAACAGUUACAGUCCUGUUACUACAAAUCAAACUCAGGUUAUCAUGUUUAUCCUAAAACUUUUUGAUCCACCAAUAAAUCUAUAGUUUUUUUUGAUAAA
Messenger RNA from Cynoglossus semilaevis (tongue sole), 1558 nucleotides. RefSeq names its product ribosome biogenesis regulator 1 homolog (gene rrs1). Gene Ontology annotation, molecular function: protein binding. Gene Ontology annotation, biological process: ribosome biogenesis; ribosomal large subunit biogenesis; endonucleolytic cleavage in ITS1 to separate SSU-rRNA from 5.8S rRNA and LSU-rRNA from tricistronic rRNA transcript (SSU-rRNA, 5.8S rRNA, LSU-rRNA). Lineage: Eukaryota; Metazoa; Chordata; Actinopteri; Pleuronectiformes; Cynoglossidae. The coding region runs from base 80 to 1153 and encodes 357 amino acids. Gene Ontology annotation, cellular component: preribosome, large subunit precursor; nucleolus; nucleus. The transcript has a single exon. The record is from RefSeq and is a predicted model, not a curated record.